AUGUCCAAGACCCUGAAGAAGAAGAAGCACUGGUCCGCUAAAGUCCAGGAAUGCGCCGUGUCAUGGGGGGGAUCCGGCGACCUGGUCACGGUGGUGGAGCUGCGAGGCGGCGCUGAGCACGGGGAGUUCCCCUACCUCGGACAAAUAGUAGCCGAGGCGAUUGUCUGUCACGCCGGAAGAUUGCCGGGUAUCGGGGAUGUGCUGCUCGAGGUCAACGGCACUCCGGUGAGCGGACUCACCCACCGGGACACUUUGGCUGUCAUCCGCCACUUCCGAGAGCCCAUCCGCCUGAAAACAGUCAGACCAGGGAAGGUGCUGAAUGCGGAUUUGCAUCACUACCUCAGUCUGCAGUUCCAGAAGGGGUCUCUGGAUCACAAGCUACAGCAGGUUAUCAGGGACAACUUGUACCUGCGCACUAUUCCCUGUACCACUCGGCAGCCCAGAGAGGGAGAAGUUCCAGGAGUGGACUACAACUUCAUCAGUGUGGAAGAGUUUCGGAACCUGGAAGAAUGUGGACUACUGCUUGAGAGUGGAACCUACGAUGGUAACUACUACGGCACACCUAAACCGCCUGCCGAGCCGAGCCCUGUACAGCCAGACUUGGUUGACCAGGUACUGUUUGAUGAGGAAUUUGACAAUGAAGUCCAACGAAAGCGCACAACCUCAGUCAGCAAAAUGGACAGGAAAGACAGCGCAGCCCCAGAGGAGGAGGAUGAAGAUGAGAGACCUCCAAUGCUCAAUGGACAAGCUGACCACAAGGACAAGGCGGAUUGGAGGAAGACUGUGCCCAGCUACAAUCAGUCAGCUGGUGCCAUGGACCUGCGAGCCUGGAGUGCAAUGGCGCAGGACGAUAGUCAGGAGCCCCUGCCAAAGAACUGGGAGAUGGCCUACACAGAGACCGGCAUGGUCUAUUUUAUAGACCAUACAAGCAAAACUACUACCUGGCUGGACCCGCGGCUCGCCAGGAAGGCCAAGGCUCCUGAGAAAUGCGAAGAAGGAGAGUUGCCCUACGGCUGGGAGAGGAUCGAGGACCCCCAGUAUGGUACCUACUAUGUAGACCACAUAAACCAGAAGACUCAGUUUGAGAAUCCAGUGCUUGAAGCAAAGAGGAAAGUAAGCGUGGAGAUGCCUUCUGCGGUGUCCUCAACAACAGCCACACCCUCAGAGGAGCCUAGUCAUGGAGUACAUCGCUUCACACGAGACCCGUCUCAGCUACAGGGCACCAUUUAUCAGACUGCGCUUCGAAAAAGCCCACAGGGCUUCGGCUUCACCAUUAUCGGAGGAGACCGUCCAGACGAGUUUCUUCAGGUCAAAAAUGUCCUACCUGAUGGGCCAGCUGCACACGACAAGAAAAUUGCCUCUGGUGAUGUGAUUGUUGACAUCAAUCGGGCAUGUGUGUUGGGAAAAACACAUGCUGAUGUGGUGCAGAUGUUCCAAUCCAUCCCCAUCAACCAGUAUGUUGAUAUGGUCCUCUGCCGUGGUUACCCGCUACCAGAGGAUUCUGGCAGCAGUGAGGACACGUCCAAGGACAUUUGCUCGUCUCCAGCCACAUCCACACCUCAGGACUCCCAACACAAAAUCCAGGAAGGAGGAACUCUCCUCAGGCAAACUGCUGCAGUACCGCCUAUGGCUAACGGGGGGCGUCAUCACCACCAUCACCACCACUCCCACCAUCAUCACCACCCUCCUCAUGGCCACAACCAGGAGGGCCCAGAUGCCACGCUGCUUCAGCCCGAACUCAUAAGUGUCCCUUUAUUGAAAGGCCCUGGAGGUUUUGGCUUCGCCAUUGCUGACUGUCCACUGGGUCAAAAGGUGAAGAUGAUUCUAGAUGCACAAUGGUGCCGUGGUCUGCUGAAAGGUGACGUCAUCAAAGAGAUCAACAGACAGAAUGUGCAGACGUUGAGUCACUCGCAGGUGGUGGACAUACUUAAAGACUUGCCUGUGGGCAGUGAGGUCAAUGUCCUGGUCCUCCGUGGAGGUCAGACAUCACCUGUGAAAUCAUUGAAACCAUGCACAGCACCAACAUCUCAGCUUGCUCCCCAGCAUACACCCCAACCUACAUUCCAGCCUGCCCCUCAACAAACCCCUCACCACGCCCACCCGACUCCUGUCACUCAGUUGCAGCAAUCGGAGCUAAACAACAGCCCCGAGACUCUUGGUCAUGCAGAGGUGCUUCCUAAUCCUCUCGCCAACAUCAUUCGCUCGUCUUCUCCCAAGCCAGAUGCUUCGGAACUGUACAUCAAGUCCAAAGCUAUGUUGGAUAGCCAGCCUGCAAACACCAAGGAUCUCGAUGUGUUUAUCAAGAGAAAUCAGGAGUCUGGCUUCGGAUUUAGGGUCCUUGGAGGCGAGGGGCCGGAGCAACCAGUGUACAUUGGCGCCAUCGUCCCACUGGGUGCCGCUGAGAAGGACGGACGCCUGCGGGCGGGUGAUGAGCUGCUUUGUAUCGAUGGCGUGCCAGUGAAAGGCAAAUCGCACAAACAAGUCCUAGAAUUGAUGACCAACGCAGCCCGCAAUGGUCAGGUCAUGCUAACAAUCCGUAGGAAACUUACACAUUUAGAUGGUGGUGGCUGGGAGGAAGAUGGUGUGCAGCAGCCCCUGCAGGUAACACCUGCUCGGGUCGGCAGCUCUCCCACGACCCCGCGAGUGGAACCUCCGAAGGCUGCCUAUCCGUCUCGACAGGAGUCCUUUGAAGUCACUCUGCAUCGCAAAGACAACGAAGGCUUUGGCUUUGUCAUCCUCACCUCAAAGAACAAACCCCCUCCUGGAGUAAUACCUCACAAGAUCGGACGCAUCAUUGAAGGCAGCCCUACGGAUCGAAUGGGUCAGAUGAAAGUGGGCGACCGCAUCUCUGCUGUAAAUGGUCAGUCGAUCAUUGACUUGUCACACAACGACAUUGUCCAGCUCAUCAAGGAAGCUGGCACUUCGGUGACGCUCACUGUUGUACCUGAAGAUGACAGCAUGCCUCCGUCCACCACAAACUCAGCCAUGCAGAGUCCUUCAGGGCAUCAUAGAGCUGUUGGCCAGCAGCCUCCAAACUAUAUUGACAGGAAUGGCGACAUGAUAGCACUCAACCCAUCAGGCCUCAAGCAGGACUGUUUUGUGGUGGAGCUGGAUCGUAGCCAGAGGGGUUUCGGCUUCAGUCUGAGGGGAGGUAAAGAGUACAACAUGGGUCUUUUUAUCCUGCGUCUAGCUGAGGACGGGCCUGCACUUAAAGAUGGGAGGAUCCAUGUUGGCGAUCAGAUUGUGGAGAUCAAUGGUGAGGCCACUCAGGGCAUCACGCACACACGGGCCAUCGAGCUGAUCCAAGCGGGAGGCAAUAAAGUUCAUCUGUUGCUCCGACCCGGCCAGGGUUUAGUUCCCGAUCACAGUUCAAAUGACAACGUAACCAUUCCAACCUCAAACUUAUCCAAGCACUCUAUAAUUGAAGGCCAGUUAUCAUCUCCAGCCUCUCCGUCCUCUGUCUCCAUCUCUACCUCAGAAGUGUCCCCAUCCUCACCCCCGGUAAUGGGCCCCGAUGAGUUCCCCAGAACGGAGCUAUGGUCAGUGGGAUCGCCUGGCGCCGGGAGGGAGCACGCGCGUCAAGCUAACCGGUCAAGAGGACAUCAGGUUUCCAACAAGCGCACCACCAGCCCUGGCACCCAAGCCAGGAAAACAAGCCGUAGCGACAUCAAGGCUACCAGUCCUAAGCGAGAAAGCGGAACAGAUCUUGUGGACAGCUCUCAGAGCCCCAAAAAACCAGAGCGGGGUUCCUCAGAGGAUACAGGCAGGCAUCGAAAGCACGAAACGCAGCGAGGCCCCCGCUCCUCCAGCCCUAAGAAGAGCUCCAAAAGGGAUCAUGAAGCUGCUACGCUUUCGAAGAAUCAGGAAGAACCUCAAAGCCCACGGCGCCCAGCUGGCCAGCAGCCACCUGGAGAAGGGCGAAGGUACAAGGAUGAGGCUAGGUGGCAGGAAAUUCACACUUCAGAAAGUGAUCGCCACAGGAGGAGCAAAGAGACGGUGGCACAAAAGUCACACGGGCACAGGGAGAGGACGGGAUCAGGCACCGAUACGCUUAGCCGCAGGAGUGCAAAAGACAAGGAGAGUAGGUCCCAUGGUUUGCCUGAAGAUGUGAAUCAAAGAGAUCUCAGGGGGUCCAGCAGUAGCAUUCAAGAUCCUGGCUGCAAUGGGACCUCCACCAAGAAGCCUCCUAUCACUCCAGGCCCAUGGAAGGUCCCCAGUCCAAGCAAAAUCCAGUCCCAGGUGGACACAACAUAG
Messenger RNA from Nerophis lumbriciformis (worm pipefish), 4254 nucleotides. Lineage: Eukaryota; Metazoa; Chordata; Actinopteri; Syngnathiformes; Syngnathidae. The record is from RefSeq and is a predicted model, not a curated record.